Penicillium manginii is the source of this 1344-nucleotide messenger RNA. It is a transcript of the gene ppmA, whose product is annotated as type 2C protein phosphatase PTC7. Bases 1 to 1344 code for a protein of 447 amino acids. The transcript is spliced from 2 exons. Lineage: Eukaryota; Fungi; Ascomycota; Eurotiomycetes; Eurotiales; Aspergillaceae. The record is from RefSeq and is a predicted model, not a curated record.
AUGCUUGCGCCAGUCCCCCGGGCCUGCAGUUCCACCUGCAGCCUCCAAGCCCUUCGAGCCGCGCCCAGGACCACCUCAUUAUGUACAGGCAUUCUCUAUAACAGAACUAGACCCUCCUUGGUGACUGCGCCUACAUCCGCAUCAUACCCUUCGAGCCUAUCCCUACACAUUCAGCGCAAAUCCUUCCACUCAACGGCCCGAACCAACUCGUCCCAACAAUCCCGCAUCUCCUAUCGGGUUGCCGUCUCUUCAUCCGGCAAAGGAAAGCGCUUCCACCCACUCAAAAACGCAUAUAAUUUCGACCCCGCCGCAGACGUCCUCGGCGUCUCAAAGGACAAAAACCCCGUCGCCCGCAGACGCAGCCGCCCAGACAGCGGCGAAGACGCCUUCUUCGUAAGCCGCAUCGGCCACGCAUCCGGCCCCCCAACAUCCCGAGACAAGCCCCAUCCCGACGCAGCCGCAGCCGCAGAUGCAAAUUCAGAAGCCGUCGCCUUCGCCGUCGCAGACGGCGUAGGCGGCUGGACAGAAUCCCGCGUCGACCCGGCUGACUUCUCCCACGGCCUAUGCGCCUACAUGGCCCAGUCAGCCCUAUCCUGGACCCAACCGGCCAACGAACUCCGCCCCGAAAACCUCCUCCAAGCAGGCUACGACGCGAUCGUCGCCGACCCAGCCGUAAAAGCAGGCGGCAGCACGGCGUCCGUCGGCAUCGCGCUGCCGGACGGCCGCGUCGAGCUGGCUAAUCUCGGCGACUCGGGUUCGGUGCUUCUCCGGCGGGCGGCGGUGCAUACGUACUCUACGCCGCAAACGCAUGGCUUCAACACGCCCUACCAGCUGAGCAUUAUCCCGCCGCGCAUGCGCGCGCAGGCGAAUAUAUUCGGCGGGGCGUUUUUGGAAGAUUUCCCGCGCGACGCGGCUGUUACAAAUGUGACUAUGCAGCAUGGUGAUGUGCUGAUGCUUGCUACGGAUGGGGUGUUUGAUAAUUUGAAUAAUCAGGAUAUCUUGAAGAUUGUUACGAGUCGGAUGGUUAUGACUGGUGCUUGGACUGCGGAGCCGGGCGAGGGUGUUGGGAUUUCGGACUCGCUGCGUGCGCUGACUGCGCCGGCGGGUGUGAAGGGGGGCAGGGAGGUGGAGCGCGCCGAGGAGACGCUUACGCUGCAGUCGUUGCUUGCUGCAUCGAUUUCGGGCGAGGCGAAGGUUGCUAGUGUUGAUUUUCGGAGGGAUGGGCCUUUUGCUAAGGAGGCGCAGCGCUAUUAUCCUGGUGAUUAUUAUCGUGGUGGGAAGGUUGAUGAUAUCACUACGUUGAUUCUCGUCGCGGUUGAUGAGGCUUUGGUUGAGAGCGGCUGA